Messenger RNA from Striga hermonthica, 1269 nucleotides. The record is from the annotation of a GenBank genome assembly. NCBI's taxonomy places the organism in Eukaryota, Viridiplantae, Streptophyta, Magnoliopsida, Lamiales, Orobanchaceae.
AUGGCACAAAGCCCUGUGGUGGUGGAGAUCAUCUCAAGCGAGACUGUGAAGCCUUCGUCCCCAACUCCCCAACACCUCCGAACGCACAAACUCUCGUACCUCGACCAAUUAUCCACCUCAAUGUACUUCUCCCUCAUCUUCUUCUAUAACCCUAACCACAACCAAACAAUCCCAAACGAAGAUGACCACCUCCACCGAACCUCCCGACGCCUGAGCCAAUCUCUCUCCCACGCCCUCACUUCUUUCUUCCCCUUCGCCGGCCGCCUCCUCAAAGACUCCUCCACCGUCGACUGCAACGAUGCCGGCGCCGAGCUCUCAGUCGCUCGGGUCACCGGCCUCUGCCUCGACGAAGCUGCGCGGGACCCUCACGACUUGGCCAAAUACCUUCCCGCGUGCCCCACGGACAGCUCGUCUUCCCCACUUCUCCUUGUGCAGCUCAAUUUCUUCUCGUGCGGGGGCUUAGCCAUCGCCGUCCGCUUCUCGCACAUCGCCGAUUGCGCGUCCGUGACCGCGCUCCUCCAAACGUGGGCGGCCGGUGGUCGACCGGCGGUCGAUUUCGACCUGUCGGGCUAUUUCCCGGCCCGAGAGGAGCUCCGGUCGGCAGAAGUCCCCCGCCCCUUGACAGACGAGGGACACCAGACCAAGCUUUUCGAAUUCGACGGGGCAAAGUUGUCGGCCCUCAGACGGAGGGCGGCAGGGGGCCACACGCGUGUGGAGCUCGUGUCGGCUUUCAUCUGGGAGAGCUUCAUCAAGGCAUGUAACGGUGGGAAGAAGGUUGCGGCGACCCACACAUUGAACUUGAGGCCGAGGAAGAAAGCUCUAGAGAAUGUAUUCGGCAACUGUUUAAUGAUGUCAUUCACGUACUGUGAAAAGGGUCAGGAGUUUCUCGAGCUGGCGGGAAAACUGAGGGAGGCGAUACGGAAGGUGGACGAGGGCUACAUCACGGGAUCGGAAAAGGAUGGGAACAUGUACUUGGGGGACGUUGGCGGGUUUUUGACCAAGUAUAUCACGAGAGAAAUCCCGGUUUUUAUGUUCACUAGCUGGUGCAGAUUCCCAGUUUACGAGGUGGAUUUCGGGUGGGGAAGUCCCGUUCGUGUCUGCACAGCGGACUUUCCGUUGAAGAAUGUUGCCGUUUUGAUAGACAUGAACGGGUUAGAGGACGGCCGUGGUAAGGGAAUCGAAGCUUGGGUUAACAUGACAGAGGACGGCAUACAAAUACUCGAAAAGAAUUUCGAAUUGAUUUCUGAUGAUUUCGAGCUUUCAUCCUGA